Molecule: messenger RNA, 1062 nt
Organism: Hyaloperonospora brassicae
Lineage: Eukaryota; Oomycota; Peronosporomycetes; Peronosporales; Peronosporaceae
Source: the annotation of a GenBank genome assembly
AUGUUGUAUUCCGCUAAUGGCUUCGCUGAAGCACACCGACGAGCAUCGACUGCCGAAGAGAACGAGUUUCUCCGUGAGCUCCUGUAUGAUGGCAAUUUCGCAUCGCCACGACAACUGCAGUCCUCACCAGCGACGUCGCUCGAAGAAGGUUUCGAGAGCAACAGUGACCCAAAUUCGCCAUCGGGACCCCUCAAGCGCAGCAGUCAAGAAAUGGACGUCUCGUUCUCGCAAAUUUGCUUCGACAACCAGCCAUACGUCACGCGCAUGCAGUCGCAAUCGAGCAAUAGCUGCGCAGACCUGUCGGUGUCGGUGCCAGACCAUUCGCCGCGUUCAGCGGCUAGUGCCACUGCCAUUGUCUCGCCGCCACGCGUCUUCGUGCAGGAGUUUGCUUAUCUUUCACAGCCGUUUUUCCACGACAAGUUGCCAAGCGAUACCGACAUGCGUGAGAUGAGACCCGAGACAGCGACGGUGUCUUUCCUGACGUCGUGCUUCCCCCCGGCUUCACUACCGAUGCUAUCGAUGCCACCGUAUAAGAAGACGAAGACGUUGGCUGUCACCACUUCGACAAGCAACGAGAAACAACAAGUGCGCUGCAUAUACCCGGACUGCCCGAAUCUACGUCGAUCAGCAGGAUUCUGCAAUCGUCACAGCGGCAAGAUGUGCAGCAUGUCAGGUUGCAUGAAGUCCGCCUUGAGUCGCGGAAAGUGUCCCGAGCACGGUGGCGGGUCGCGUUGCAAAAACGUCGGGUGCUCUAAGUUUGCCCAGACCCGCGGACUAUGCAAAUCCCACGGCGGCGGCAGGCAGUGCAAUGUCAGCGGCUGCACGAAGAACGCACACCAAAACCGAUUGUGCCGCUCGCAUGGUGGUGGUAAGCGGUGCGAUUACACUGGGUGCCCCAAGUGGGCACAGCGUUCAGGGUACUGCUGUGCUCAUACCAAGAUGAGCUCCAGCAGCGAUGCCAUACCAAGUGUCGAUUCCCAACAUACAGACGCCAGCAUGCCCGCCUCUGCACCAUCGCCAACCUGGUUGUCUCCGCACCGUCUGUUUUCGUUACGCCCGUAA